UCCAUCAAACUAGUCCUUUCAUAAAGUCGACUACAGAUCGGCCAUCCGCGCAGAUCCCAUCCGAAGGACUGUAAAAGGCAUCCUGAAGUGAAUUUUACUUCAUCAAAAUGAAGCGUUUAUGGAUCUUAGGUCUUCUAUGUGCUCUUCUUGCCUUCACAUCUGUGCAGGCAGAAGAUGAUCUUGACAUUGACGGAACCGUGGAGGACGAUCUAGGAAAAAGCAGAGAUGGUUCCAAGACAGAUGAUGAAGUUGUACAAAGGGAGGAAGAAGCUAUUCAACUGGAUGGAUUGAACGCAGCGCAGAUUAAGGAAAUUCGAGAUAAGUCGGAAAAGCAUGCCUUCCAGGCUGAGGUCAACCGCAUGAUGAAGCUCAUCAUCAACUCCCUGUACAAGAACAAGGAGAUCUUCUUGAGGGAGCUCAUCUCCAACGCUUCUGACGCCCUGGACAAGAUCCGCUUGCUCUCGCUGACCAGGGAUGAUGCCUUGGCUGCCAACGAAGAACUGACCGUGAAGAUUAAGGCUGACAAGGAGAAGAACCUGCUCCACAUCACCGACACAGGCAUCGGCAUGACCAAAGAGGAUCUGGUGAAGAACCUGGGAACCAUCGCCAAGUCCGGCACCAGCGAAUUCCUCAACAAGAUGACCGACAUGCAGACAGAGGGCCAGUCCACGUCCGAGCUGAUUGGCCAGUUCGGCGUUGGCUUCUACUCCGCCUUCCUGGUGGCCGACAAGGUCAUCGUCACGUCCAAGCACAACAACGGCACGCAGCACAUCUGGGAGUCGGACUCCAACGAGUUUUCAGUCAUCGAGGACCCGCGCGGAGACACCCUGGGGCGCGGAACUACCAUCACGCUCGUGAUGAAAGAGGAGGCCUCUGAUUACCUGGAGCUGGAGACCAUUAAGAACCUGGUCAGGAAGUACUCGCAGUUCAUCAACUUCCCCAUCUACGUCUGGAGCAGCAAGACGGAAACGGUAGAGGAGCCCAUCGAUGAGGAUGACGAGGCUGCCAAGGAGGAGGCCAAAGAGGAGGACGCCACUGAGGAUGAGGUAGAGGUGGAGGAGGAAGAGGAGAAGGAGGACAAGCCCAAGACCAAGAAGGUGGAGAAGACGGUGUGGGACUGGGAGCUGAUGAACGACAUUAAGCCCAUCUGGCAGCGCCCCUCUAGGGAGGUGGAGGAGGACGAGUAUAAGGCCUUCUACAAGACCUUCUCCAAGGACUCGGACGAGCCCCUUGGUCACAUCCACUUCACGGCGGAGGGAGAGGUCACCUUUAAGUCCAUCCUGUUUGUGCCCGCUGCUGCUCCGCGUGGCCUUUUUGAUGAAUACGGCUCCAAGAAGAAUGACUUCAUCAAGCUGUUUGUACGCAGAGUGUUCAUCACUGAUGAUUUCCACGACAUGAUGCCCAAGUACCUCAACUUUGUCAGGGGUGUGGUGGACUCUGAUGACCUGCCCCUCAACGUCUCCAGGGAGACCCUGCAGCAGCACAAACUGCUGAAGGUCAUCCGCAAGAAGCUGGUGCGCAAGACCCUGGACAUGAUCAAGAAGAUCGCCGAGGAGGUGUACAACGAGAAGUUCUGGAAGGAGUUUGGCACCAACAUCAAGCUGGGCGUGAUCGAGGACCACUCCAACCGCACCCGCCUGGCCAAGCUGCUGCGCUUCCAGACGUCCAACAGCGAGAAGGAGCCAGCCAGCCUGGAGCAGUAUGUGGAGAGGAUGAAGGAGAAGCAGGACAAGAUCUACUUCAUGGCUGCCACCAGCAGGAAGGAGGUAUGGCGAGCCUGAGGUGUCAAAAAGAUUGUGU
Molecule: messenger RNA, 1800 nt
Organism: Alosa sapidissima (American shad)
Lineage: Eukaryota; Metazoa; Chordata; Actinopteri; Clupeiformes; Clupeidae
Gene: hsp90b1
Product: heat shock protein 90, beta (grp94), member 1
Exons: 12
Coding region: 108-1781 (557 amino acids)
Biological process (GO): protein folding
Molecular function (GO): ATP binding; ATP-dependent protein folding chaperone; ATP hydrolysis activity
Source: RefSeq, a predicted model, not a curated record